CAAGCAGCAGAGGGUAUUCCUUUUGUCCAAGGGAAUGGAGAAGAGACCCUUUUGUGGAGGCUGUUGGCGGAGGAGGGUUUUUCCGGGUCAAGGAGGUGGACUGAGGGGCAUUUCACUUGGCUCUGCCAGGACUUGUGCGGAACUUUGAGGAUCGACCGGAAGCUUGAGAUGGUGGCUGCGUGACACUGGGCAAGUUAAUCUCGCGGUGUCCUAGGGCACUGCCAGUAGAGAGGAAAUUGGGAGAGGUGUCACACUCCAGUAUGGCAGAAGAAAAGAAACUAAAGUUAAGCAACACGGUGUUGCCCUCAGAGUCAAUGAAAGUUGUGGCAGAAUCCAUGGGCAUUGCUCAGAUGCCUGAAGAGACCUGCCAGCUAUUAACAGACGAAGUUAGUUAUCGUAUUAAGGAGAUUGCACAGGAUGCCCUGAAAUUUAUGCACAUGGGGAAGCGUCAGAAGCUCACAACCAGUGAUAUAGACUAUGCCCUGAAGUUGAAGAAUGUUGAGCCUCUAUAUGGGUUCCAUGCCCAGGAAUUCAUCCCAUUCCGGUUUGCCUCUGGUGGGGGCCGGGAACUGUAUUUCUAUGAGGAGAAAGAGGUUGAUUUGAGUGACAUCAUUAACACUCCCCUACCCCGCGUCCCCCUUGAUGUCUGCCUCAAAGCUCAUUGGCUGAGUAUUGAGGGUUUUCAGCCAGCUAUCCCAGAGAACCCACCCCCAGCCCCCAAAGAGCAGCAAAAGGCUGAAGCAACAGAGCCCUUGAAGUCUGCAAAGCCAGGACAGGAAGAGGAUGGACCACUGAAAGGCAAAGGUCAAGGAGCUGCAUCAGCUGAUGGUAAAGGAAAAGAAAAGAAAGCUCCACCCCUGCUGGAGGGUGCCCCAUUGAGAGUGAAGCCCCGGAGUAUCCAUGAGUUGUCUGUAGAGCAGCAACUGUACUACAAGGAGAUAACUGAGGCCUGUGUAGGCUCAUGUGAGGCUAAGAGAGCGGAAGCUCUCCAGAGCAUUGCUACAGACCCUGGACUUUAUCAGAUGUUGCCAAGGUUUAGUACUUUCAUCUCUGAGGGGGUACGUGUGAAUGUUGUUCAGAAUAACUUGGCCCUGCUCAUCUACCUGAUGCGAAUGGUGAAGGCUCUGAUGGAUAAUCCAACCCUGUACCUGGAGAAAUACGUACAUGAGUUGAUUCCUGCUGUGAUGACUUGUAUUGUGAGCCGACAGCUGUGUCUUCGACCAGAUGUAGAUAAUCACUGGGCACUCAGGGAUUUUGCAGCUCGCCUAGUAGCUCAGAUAUGUAAACAUUUCAGUACAACUACCAACAACAUCCAGUCCCGGAUCACAAAGACCUUCACUAAGAGCUGGGUAGAUGAGAAGACUCCCUGGACUACACGCUAUGGCUCUAUCGCUGGCCUGGCAGAACUUGGACAUGAUGUGAUUAAAACACUGAUUCUACCACGGCUUCAGCAGGAAGGUGAGCGAAUUCGAAGUGUCCUAGAUGGCCCUGUGCUGAGCAACAUUGACCGGAUUGGAGCUGACCAUGUGCAGAGCCUCCUUUUGAAACAUUGUGCUCCAGUGUUGGCAAAGCUACGGCCACCACCAGAUAAUCAGGAUGCUUUUCGGACAGACUUUGGUUCCCUGGGACCUCUUCUGUGUUCUCAUGUGGUCAAGGCCCGGGCCCAGGCUGCCCUGCAAGCCCAGCAGGUUAACAGGACCACACUGACCAUCACACAGCCCCGGCCUACGCUGACACUCUCCCAAGCCCCCCAGUCAGGCCCUCGAACCACUGGGCUACUGAAGGUUCCUGGUUCCAUUGCAUUACCUGUUCAGACUCUGGUGUCUGCAAGAGCUGCAGCCCCCCCCCAGCCUUCACCACCUCCAACCAAGUUCAUUGUCAUGUCAUCUUCCUCUGGUGCCUCAUCUUCACAGCAGGUCCUGUCUCUUAGCACAGCAGCCCCUGGCUCUGGCUCUACCACCACCUCUCCUGUCACCACCACAGUCCCCAGUGUCCAGCCUAUUGUGAAGUUAGUCUCCACUGCAACAGCAGCCCCUCCUAGCCAAGUUCCCUCAGGGGCAGGCAAUGUCCAGAAAUAUAUUGUUGUAUCUCUUCCACCAUCUGGGGAAGGCAAGGGAGGGCCAGCUUCCCAUGCUUCCCCAGCUCCUCCUCCAUCGUCUUCUUCCCCUUCUCCCCUUGGGUGUGGCUCCCUUUCUGGAGGAAAACAGGAUGUUGGGGAUAGCCCCCCUCCAGCUCCUGGUACCCCUAAGGCCAAUGGUUCUCAUCCCUCUAGUUCCAGCUCUCCUCAGCCUACCCCCUGA
Dromiciops gliroides (monito del monte) is the source of this 2300-nucleotide messenger RNA. RefSeq names its product TATA-box binding protein associated factor 6 (gene TAF6). The transcript is spliced from 15 exons. NCBI's taxonomy places the organism in Eukaryota, Metazoa, Chordata, Mammalia, Microbiotheria, Microbiotheriidae. The record is from RefSeq and is a predicted model, not a curated record. Gene Ontology annotation, cellular component: SLIK (SAGA-like) complex; SAGA complex; transcription factor TFIID complex. Gene Ontology annotation, molecular function: RNA polymerase II general transcription initiation factor activity; transcription coactivator activity; protein heterodimerization activity. Bases 261 to 2300 code for a protein of 679 amino acids. Gene Ontology annotation, biological process: transcription initiation at RNA polymerase II promoter; RNA polymerase II preinitiation complex assembly.